Sodiomyces alkalinus F11 is the source of this 1906-nucleotide messenger RNA. RefSeq names its product MFS general substrate transporter. Bases 197 to 1861 code for a protein of 554 amino acids. Gene Ontology annotation, biological process: transmembrane transport. NCBI's taxonomy places the organism in Eukaryota, Fungi, Ascomycota, Sordariomycetes, Glomerellales, Plectosphaerellaceae. Gene Ontology annotation, molecular function: transmembrane transporter activity. The transcript has 3 exons. Gene Ontology annotation, cellular component: membrane. The record is from RefSeq and is a predicted model, not a curated record.
CUCCCGAUUUGAGGUUAUCGGAGGAAGAUUCACCCACACAGGUCCAAGACACGUUCUCCAGCCGAGAUUCCCUGGCGACCAUUGAAGGGGGAAACCCAAGAGAAAAAAAGAAGAAAAAAGGGAAGAGAAGGAAAAAACCGCCCGGAAAUUCAACUCUUCUCUGCACUUGUAAAGGAAGAGAAUCACAACCACCGCCAUGUCUAUUGCGAAGGACCCGCCCACUGGGGCUCUCAGUGUUGGGCCUGCGGGCGACCCCGUCGAAGCCGAAACUGCCCAGCUCCUCGACAGCAGUGACCAAGACCGCAGCGCUGAGGCACCAAAAAACGCCUGGGCGGGAGCGAAAGACUUUGAGGGUCUCCGAUGGUGGCAGAUGCCUUCUGUUAAAUGGAUCUUGGGCCCGUUCUUUCUGUUCAGUCUCGCGUUUGGCGGCGUCCUCGUGCCUAGACUCAAUCUGACCCUAGAUCUGAUAUGCCGGAAACACUUCGCCGACCAGAACCUUGUUAAUCCGGAUUUUAUAUAUGCGCCGAUUAUCCUGGGCGCGGACAACCCGCAAUGCUACAUACCCGAAAUCAAGAAGACCGUGUCCAUGUUUACCAUGGCCAUGAAUCUGAUGAUUGGCAUCAUGUCCGCCAUUACGGCCCCUAGGCUCGGGCAGCUGUCCGAUAGAUAUGGGAGGACCAAGUUCCUGGCGUUGGCUUCGUGUGGUGGCUGCGUUGCCGAGUUUAUCAUCAUCCUCUGCGCGAAGUACCCCGAUGCGAUACACUACAACUGGCUGCUCGUUGCCUCGUUCUUCGACGGCCUGACCGGCUCCUUUACCACCGGAAAUAUCCUCACUUACUCGUACACCAGUGACUGCACGCCGCCAUCGAAGCGCGCCGUUUCUAUCGGCUAUAUGCAGGCCUGUCUUUUCACCGGUUUGGCGUUUGGCCCCCUCCUGGCGAGCUACUUCGUCGCAUUUACCGGCAGCCUGCUGUCCAUCUUCUACGUCACCUUGGGCUGCCACAUCUUCUUCGUGCUGUUUGUGGGAUUCGUUGUGCCCGAGUCCCUGAUCAAAAAGCGCCAGCUGCGUGCUCGGGAGCGUCAUGCCCGGGAAGUGGCAGCCGCCUCGGCCAGUGGGUCCUGGCUCUCCUCCGUUCGCAGGGUGAACGUGCUGGCCCCUCUCAAAGCUCUCUACCCGACCGGUUCCGGAACGUCGAUGCCACUGCGGACGAAUCUAUUGGCGCUGGCAGUCAUCGAAAUGAUCCUUUUCGGCUCCGCUAUGAGCGCCGCUACGGUCAUUCUCCUGUAUUGCGAGUCGGAUUACACGUGGGGCUGGGGCACGGUCGAGAGUUCGCGCUUCAUCUCCAUUCUUUCUUUAGUCAGGGUCGUCGUCCUGCUCGCCCUCCUGCCGGCCAUCAACUACUUCUUUCGCACAAGGCCAGCGGCUCGUCGCGCGCGAAAGACCGGCAGCACCGGCAUUGUCGAGGCCAACGAGGGUGCGGAUGGACUGGAUUGUUGGUUGCUGCGGCUGGCCCUCCUGUCCGACAUCGUGGGCUCGCUUGGCUAUCUGUUCUCUCGGACAGCGACCCUCUUUGUCAUCUCCGGAAUGGUGACUGCGCUUGGUGGUCUUGGGAGUGCCACGAUCCAGGCAGCCGUGACGAAACAUGUUCCCCCUGACCGAGUCGGGCAAGUUCUGGGCGCAAUCGGCGUGCUACACUGCUUGUCGAGGAUAUUGGGACCCAUCGCCUUCAACAGCCUGUAUGCUGCUACUGUCGGAAAAUUCGAUCAGGCCAUUUUUGUGCUACUGGCCGCGUUGUUUGGUGUGGCAUUCCUUGCCAGCUUGAUGAUUAAGCCACAUGGUGAGUACAGGCACUUCUCAUGAUCGCGUCGGAGUCGGAUAGUCUGGAUGUGUAGUCCCACUAACGGG